GGCCUCCCGGCGCCCGGACCGUCUCCCAGGGUCCUGCUCUCCACCGCGGCCCGGUGAAAGGAUGAGCCUGCCGAACGCCACGGCCGUGACCCCGCUCCUGGCCAGGCUAUGGCGAGAGACGGCCCACGCGGGCGGCAACGCGUCCGGCCCCGCCCGCCGCGCGCCGGGCGGCACCGGCGGGAUGGAGGCGCUGUACAUCCUCAUGGUGCUCGGCUUCUUCGGCUUCUUCACGCUGGGCAUCAUGCUCAGCUACAUCCGCUCCAAGAAGCUGGAGCACUCGCACGACCCCUUCAACGUGUACAUCGAGUCCGACGCCUGGCAGGAGCAGGACAAGGCACUGCUGCAGGCCCGCAUGCUGGAGAACUUCCAGGCCUGCUGCGUGCUCCGGAACCCGCAGGCCGUGGAGCGGCCCCAGGCCCACCUGCCCCGGGCCGCGCCCUCGCCCUGACGGGCCGGGGGCCGGGGCGCUGGGCGGGGCCUCCCGGACGGCCC
Messenger RNA from Pipistrellus kuhlii (Kuhl's pipistrelle), 492 nucleotides. It is a transcript of the gene KCNE1, whose product is annotated as potassium voltage-gated channel subfamily E regulatory subunit 1. Bases 62 to 448 code for a protein of 128 amino acids. Lineage: Eukaryota; Metazoa; Chordata; Mammalia; Chiroptera; Vespertilionidae. Gene Ontology annotation, biological process: potassium ion export across plasma membrane; regulation of ventricular cardiac muscle cell membrane repolarization; membrane repolarization during action potential. The transcript has 2 exons. Gene Ontology annotation, cellular component: membrane. Gene Ontology annotation, molecular function: transmembrane transporter binding; delayed rectifier potassium channel activity; potassium channel regulator activity. The record is from RefSeq and is a predicted model, not a curated record.